Pleuronectes platessa (European plaice) is the source of this 1726-nucleotide messenger RNA. It is a transcript of the gene lrrc69, whose product is annotated as leucine rich repeat containing 69. Gene Ontology annotation, molecular function: protein binding. The coding region runs from base 69 to 1100 and encodes 343 amino acids. The transcript has 8 exons. Lineage: Eukaryota; Metazoa; Chordata; Actinopteri; Pleuronectiformes; Pleuronectidae. The record is from RefSeq and is a predicted model, not a curated record.
AAUGUCAGGAGCAGGAAGCGUCUUCUCUCCAUGGAAACCCGUGGAGAAGACAGAGGUGUGUUUUACAAAUGGCUGAAUUCGUGGUCAGAGCUUCUCAUGGCAAAGCGACGUCUCUGAGUUUGAGCUCAAAGAAGCUGAAGGAGGUUCCUCAGUGUGUUCUCUCGUUAACAAACCUGUCGGUUCUCCUGCUGAACAACAACCGUAUCACUGCUCUGCCCUCACAGCUGACAUCUCUCCUGCACCUGGCAGAGCUGAAUCUGGGGAAUAACGCCCUGAAGGAGAUUCCAGCUGUUUUGCGCCACCUGGAGUCCUUGAAGAAACUUUAUCUGUUCAGCAACCAGAUAACAGAAGUGUCACCGGAAGUGAUGGCUGCCCUACGGAAUCUGGUUGUGCUCAAUCUGAACCACAACCAAAUACAGAGACUUCCUCCAGAGAUUAAAAGUUUGAGGAAGCUUCGACAUCUCAGUGUGCUGGACAAUAACCUGGAGGAGGUCCCUGCUGAGCUGGGUCAUCUCACCAAGCUGUCCGAGAUGAACCUGACUUCCAACAAGCUGUCUCGGUUGCCUGAGCAGCUGUACCAGUGUCGAGAGCUGACCAAGCUCCACGUGGCCAGAAACCAGCUCACCAGCCUCCCAGAGGGAAUUGUGGCUCUGGAAAAACUCCAGGUUCUCGAUGUGGCCGGGAACAAGUUGUCCAUGUUCCCUGUUGAGUUUCACCUGCUGCCCCUGAAGGAGCUGCACUGUGAAGGCAACCGGUUUGUGCACUGUGAGCCAAUGCCGUCAGUUCAGGAUGCAGAAGUACUCGCAUUAAAGGAACUGGUUGCAAGAUUUGUGUUAUGGGAGAACAGGAACAGGUUCUCUCUGAUCCACAGGAGGCUUCCCAACUACCCACUUCUCACUGCUCUGUUAGCCAAUGGCAGCUGUUGUGCAGUAUGCCUCCGCCCCUUUCUCACCACCUGGCUGGAGUGUGUGCAUUUUGUCAGUCUGAGGAAGGACAUGAAAAUGAGGAGUUCACUGACUAUACCCGUCCGUGCCCUUCUCUGCUCCUACAAGUGCUUUAAUACAGAAGGACACUCCUACUAUGGCGUAGCUAUAAGAUGAAUGAAGUUCAUGAAAAAGGUACUAACACAACUAACCAUGACCCAUCACUUUUCAUCACACAGAUUUGCUAGCACUCAUAUUUAAGACCUUAUGAAUGAGACAACACAUAUCAGCAGCGGUUUGAUGUGUUGAUGUUCUUUCCAAGCCCUCACGAUGAGAUUUUCCUCUGUGGCCACUAGAUGGCAGCAAAUGAACGUGGUUGUUGGCACAUUUAGUUGGACCCUGUUUCAGAGCUUAACUCAGUCCUCAGCUGACUUUAUAAUACACAUUUAAUGGGUGGUAAAUACUGCUUUUUACACGUCAACAAACAGUGACCUAAAAUAUGUUUUUUAUCCACACAUUGUUUACCCAUGCGUAAAACCUAUGACCCCUGUUUUUUUCAUGUUGGUUAUUGUCGGUACAGGUACAUGUCUGACCAUGAUCCUUGUAGAGAAACACCAAGCUUAUCUGAAGCCUCAAUCAUCCCACCUAAUUACUGCUUCAUAAAAAUGUAAACAAUCUAUUUACUAAAAUGUUUACCCUACACAUUUGACGUUUUAAAUCUAGUGCUGAUCGAGCUGCACUAACUGACUCCACGGAUGCCCCCUAUCUCUGUCUCCAUCUCCAGCCAGGGGCAUCUGUUCCAA